Messenger RNA from Contarinia nasturtii (swede midge), 4482 nucleotides. It is a transcript of the gene Ptpmeg2, whose product is annotated as tyrosine-protein phosphatase non-receptor type 9. Gene Ontology annotation, biological process: protein dephosphorylation. The record is from RefSeq and is a predicted model, not a curated record. Gene Ontology annotation, molecular function: protein tyrosine phosphatase activity. Bases 1381 to 3447 code for a protein of 688 amino acids. Lineage: Eukaryota; Metazoa; Arthropoda; Insecta; Diptera; Cecidomyiidae. The transcript is spliced from 6 exons.
UGCUUCCAGUUGCGAUUCGAAUCUCCUCAUGAACAGCGAAUUCACAUCAGACUCACAUCGAAAUAAACCGAAUUAAAUACAGCGAGAAAGAAAGAGAGAUUAUUAACCAUUUUAUGUCGCGGUGGCUACCAUAUUCAAGUUGUUCAGUGUUGUUUGUUAUUUUUCAUCGGGAGGGCAAAUAAUGCAAUUUGUUGAAUGAUUUUUGUGUGUUCUUUUGUGUGCUAGUUUUAACGGUUGAAACACUUUUUCUUGCCAUUUCGCACAUUUGCAGUCAAUUGGCGAAUUUGGAACAAUUGUUUUCGGAUGUGGUUUUUAUUUAUUCGACAAUUUCGUGAAGAGUUUUUUUUUCUCUUGUUAACAAUCAACGAAUAAUAACAAACAAUUACAAUAUCGUCAAAUGGACCGUGCGAAAGGUGAACACAGAGAAUAGUUUCAAUGAUCUGAUUCUUUAAUGAUUUUGGUUGAAUGUUUUUUUUUUCUUCAUUUGAUUGAAUUAAAUGUGAAACACAGCGAAAGAAACGAAAUUUUUCAACAAUACUUUCGACGGAAUCAAGUGAGAGUCCAUUCGAUUAUUUCGUUUUAUGCAUGAACGAACAUUUUUAUUCAACUGUUAGUGAAUUAAGUUUGGUUUUUAUCAAUUGAACAAACAUUGAACAUUUCAACAAUUGAAGUAGCAAAGACCUUUGAAUCAUCGACCUGAACAGUUUGCUCUCUAUUCACUCUAGUGACUUCAAAAUUAACAACAAAUUUAUUGAACAGAAAUCAACAGAGGGUAUGUGCGACUAAAUGUUUGUGUGUGUUUGUGUGCUUCAAUCAUUAAAAUUUCAACAUCGUUUCACAUUAAGUGAACAACUCAACCUGGGCAUAAGAACGAAGAAAAAAAUGAAUAUUAAAAAAAAUAUAAACGUAAAGUAGUUUGCAGCGUUAAAACUCUAUAAACUGUGCUCAUUAAAUUUCAUGUCGAAGACAAACUGUGAAAAAAGUUUCCAAGCACGAAGAAAGUUUUCUAGUUUUAUAUCCGAAUCCACAACGACAACGACGACAAAAAAAGACAAGUUGUUUUCUCCUCAUCGAUACGUUGCAUAUGUGCAUCCGGUGCAUAUAACGAUUUUUCUUUUAAUGUCAAUUUGACUCUCGGAUGUUGCUGCUCUGUGCGAAAUUAACUCCCUAUCAUCUUGUAAAAAAAACCGGAAAUUCUUGAUCUGAAAAAAAAGGCAAUUGAUUUUAUUUCGGAAUUGAAAAAAACGCAUCAAAAUUUUUAUCACAUAAAUCGACGAAGUGAAAAUGAUGUUAUAGAGGUUUUUCUCAAGUUUUGAAAAGAACUGAAAAUUGAUUUGUGUUAAUACUUUCUUGUUCGUGAAAAAGUAAAUUCAGUACAAAAUGUCUGAUAAAAAUAAUCGUAAAUUCGGUGUUAUUGGCAUUCUAUUCUUGUGGGCAUUCGAGGCUGUUAAAGAAUUUAUAGAGAUUGUAAGUAAGAAAAUUGAGGGAAGAACGAUUUCAACGUCGACUGCGCUGAAAUUCGUAUUAGCUCGCAAAUUGGAUGUACCACGCGCAGUGGCACUAUUCGAGGAACAUUUAUUAACUCGAAAAGUGGAAGAUCUUGAUAAUAUCGAACCAAUGUCAGAUCCAUUGCGCACGGAAUUAGAAACAGGCAAAUUCACAAUACUCGCGGGACGUGAUUCGAGUGGUGCAGCUAUUGCUUUGUUCACCGCCAACUUACACAAUCCAAAAGAAGUAACACAUCGUACAACAUUACAAGGUGUUAUUUAUCAGUUGGACGCCGCUUUACAGAAUAUCGAUACACAAAAGGCAGGCUUAGUAUUCAUCUACGAUAUGAGCGCCUCAAAAUACUCCAAUUUCGACUAUGAACUGUCACAGCGAAUUUUAAAUUUACUCAAAGGUGGCUAUCCAGCUCGUUUGAAAAAAGUAUUGAUUGUUACUGCACCGUUGUGGUUUAAGGCGCCGUUCAAAAUAUUGCGUUUAUUUGUGCGUGAAAAAUUGCGUGAACGUGUAUUUACCGUUUCAAUUCCACAAUUAAGUUUGCACGUUCCACGAGAUACAUUGCCAAUCCAUCUUGGUGGUACACAUCAAAUAAAUCAUUCCACAUGGUUGCUACAUUGUCACAAAUCGAUGACGAAUCGUGAAGACGAACACACAGCCAAUAUUGGUGAGCAAUUGCCAUCAUCGCAAAGUGCAUCACCAACAAAAGAAAACAACACCAACACCAAUUGCACAGCCAGCAACAAUUUAAAUGGUAACGCCAAUGGUACUGUUGAUGACGUUGAAUUAGUUAGUGUUGUUGAUCCACAAUUGAACAAUCAAAACAAUGGCAGCGGCGUCAGUGACAUUAGCACCGAUACAAAAAUCACACAGAGCAAUAAUGAUGACACAGCCCAUGUUAGUAGCAAUGGUGAGCCGAUAAGCGAAAUGUGGUCCGAAAAUCCACCGAGCAGUGCAUCGUCUGGUUUCAGUGAUGACGAUAGUUUGGCAUGUACGGAAGGCGAUCCAAAAACAAUUGAACAAAUCGUUCAGAUGGUGCGCGAUCUUGGCCGUGAUGGUUUGGCAAAAGAAUAUUCGGAAAUUCGUGCACGGGCACCGGAUGGUACAUUUCAACAGGCUCGUUUACGAUCCAAUUUAGUGAAAAAUCGUUACACAGACGUUUUAUGCUAUGAUCAUAGUCGAGUAGUUUUAUCAAAAUUGAAUGACGAUACCACAUCCGAUUAUAUAAAUGCAAAUUUUGUCGAUGGUUAUAAACAAAAGAACGCAUAUAUUUCCACGCAAGGACCAUUGCCGAAAACGUCUAGUGAUUUUUGGCGAAUGGUUUGGGAACAACACACAAAUGUUAUUGUGAUGACAACACGAGUUAUGGAACGGGGCCGAGUGAAAUGCGGCCAAUAUUGGGAAACGAAUGUUGAUGGUGUUGGACAAUACGAUAAUUUCCGCAUUAAAACAAACCAUGUCGAUUCAAAGGAAGACUAUACCGUCGUCUCACUAGAGCUUACUAAUUUAAAGACUGAUGAAACACGAAAAAUAUCGCAUUGGCAAUUCACAAGUUGGCCUGAUUAUGGUGUGCCAAGCAGUGCGAUGGCAAUGAUAAACUUUUUACAAAGAGUUCGUGAGCAACAAGCACAAAUGGUUAGAGAACUCGGCGAUAAAUGGAAUGGCCAUCCACGUGGACCUCCGAUCGUCGUUCACUGCAGCGCCGGAAUAGGAAGAACUGGUACAUUCAUCACACUAGACAUAUGUAUAGCUCGUUUGGAAGAUGUUGGUACGGCCGAUAUAAAAGGAACGGUGGAAAAAAUUCGAUCUCAGCGCGCCUAUUCAAUACAAAUGCCGGAUCAAUACAUUUUCUGUCACUUAGCUUUAAUCGAAUAUGCCGCGUCACGCGGAAUGCUCAAAACGGCCGAUUUGCCUGUCUUUGAGGAACGGGAAGAUGAAUCCGAGUAAACAUUCACACAAACACAUUAAAAACGCGUGCAGUCAAUCCAAUUACAACAUCCAUCAGCGCCCGAUACACACAAACAAUGUUAAACGAACAAAUAAUCGUUUAGGAUAUUUCUGAACAUAUAUUUCAUUAAUACAAGACUAUCGAUCGAAAUUUACUAUCGUAGAUCCAAAUCGUAUUUUCAUUUCACUUGAAAUUUGUAUUAAACAAUUACUAUACUACAAACACUUUUAAGAUCUAGUGAGAUAGGCAUGCGAUUUAUUUAACUAUUGUAAUGUGUAUAAUCGGGUUGCGUUAAUUAGAAGAGAAAUAAAAACCAACAAAAACUGAAGCGAAAGAAACAAGAUAGCAAAACAAAAAGUUUAUAAAGAGUGAUUCGGAAUGAAGUGAUUUUCAUUUCAUAUGUAAGUUGUACAAAGAAGCAUUUUAAAGCUCUAAAGCAUCGCAUACAAAAUAGAAAACGAAAUAUUGUAACUUCAGAUAUAUUGUAAUUUAUUAAUUGAAAAAGCUCAUAUCAUUUAUCGAAAUAUUUAAAUUUCGAACGCAGAUACAUUGUUUGAAAGACAAAAUGAUUUACAAAGAAAAAACAUACACAAAAAUGAGAAAAAAAACAUGGUUUCUUUUUUUCUCUUGUGAAAAAAGUUUUACUACUUUUUGACUAAUUCUUUUUUAAUUUAGAGCUAAAUAUCUUUCCCUCCCGACGCUGUUUAAGUCUUGAAAUUUCUUUGUAUGGCCAUAACGAAUGAAUGACAUCAUUAAAUAAUUCUAUUUUUUGUAUUUUUAACAUAAUCGACAUUAUUUGUAAACAUUUAGACCAAGUUUUUCUUUAAUUUUUGUUUCUCUCUUGCUCAUCAAUUGUUAUCACACACGAAAAAUAUAACAUAAUUAUAUUUAUUUUGACACAUAAUUAUAUCAGUCCAUAACAAACACACAUACAAAUAUGACGUCAAUGUCAUCUUGGAUUGGCACUAGAAUUGUAGAAUUUAAAAAAAUGGUGAAAAUAUAUGAAGAAUGAAACACAAAAAAAAAAAAAAAAA